Durio zibethinus is the source of this 1187-nucleotide messenger RNA. Its product is annotated as protein MIZU-KUSSEI 1-like. The record is from RefSeq and is a predicted model, not a curated record. Gene Ontology annotation, biological process: hydrotropism. Lineage: Eukaryota; Viridiplantae; Streptophyta; Magnoliopsida; Malvales; Malvaceae.
UUUAUCUCUCUUCUUUGAUUCGAGAAACCAAUGACCAAGCUCGACGGCCUCCGUCGACUACUCCCUUGUCUCUCCCCCACCAACGCCACCUUUGCCCCCAGCAAGAAGCGCCUAAGCACCUCCCUCAGGGACGACUUUAACGACCCCAUCACCAUUCCAAACCAAGACUCUCAGAACCAAGACCAAGACAAAGACUCUCAAGAUUCCACUACCACAACGGAAUUUGAAACGACCACGUCAGGUCCUGCACGCCCUUCUAGGUCCAUGGUGAUAGGCACCAUCUUCGGUCAACGGAAAGGCCACGUCUGGUUUUGCAUCCAACACGACCGUCUCUCCACAAAACCCUCUCUCCUCCUCGAACUCUCCAUCCCAACUCACCAAUUUGUCCAAGUAAUGCGCAGUGGCAUCGUACGCAUUGCUCUCGAGUGUGAUCGUUCCGAACUCAGCUCUUGUCCUCUCCACUCGGUCCCUAUUUGGACCAUGUACUGCAAUGGUCGAAAUAUUGGAUUUGCUACAAAAAGAAAAGCCAAUCACGAUAACCAUCUGAUGUUAAAGACGAUGCAAUCUACAACAGUUGGAGCCGGGGUGAUACCUGCUGGUUUAGGGUCGUCAGGUUCGGAGGAGAUCAUGUACAUGAGGGCUAAUUAUGAGCAUGUUGUUGCUAACUCUGACUCUGAGUCGUUUCACCUUGUGAACCCGGAUGAGUGCGCUGGCCAAGAACUAAGCGUGUUCCUGAUGAGAUCAAGGUGAAAAGGCUAAACAGAGGACAGAGGUUAAUUUUAUGGGUCUUUUUUAGUGCAUUUUGUUGGUUUCUUUGUUUAAUAAGAAGAAAUGGGUUUUCUCUUACCCUCUCGGAACUUUCUCAAAUUUGUUUUUUUUUUUUUUUCUUGGGGUUUUUUCAAGUCUUCUUUAUCAGGAAUUAGUUGGAUUUUGCUUUUGGAAAUGGGUGGGAGAUAGGGGUUUGAUCUUGGUGAAUUUUCGUUUCACGUGUAAUUUUAUUUUACAAUUUUUUCUUUUCUUGAAAUAGACAGAUCAGUUUAGGGAGGCUGGUAAAGAAAUAGCAGCUUCAUAAGUCAAGUUCUACAGGCUUUUUCUUCUUCUUCAGUUCUAGCUUUUAGUAGUUAAAUUCUGCACAUUGCAUUAGCCUCAUAGUCAUAUGUAAUAGAUGAACAUGGAAUUGCUCAAUU